Molecule: messenger RNA, 579 nt
Organism: Penicillium coprophilum
Lineage: Eukaryota; Fungi; Ascomycota; Eurotiomycetes; Eurotiales; Aspergillaceae
Exons: 3
Coding region: 1-579 (192 amino acids)
Source: RefSeq, a predicted model, not a curated record
AUGAAGUUCAGCAUCCUUGCUCUCUCGGCCUUGAUGGCUUUCGCCGCUGCCGCAGACACCACCACCGCAAAUCCUUCAACUAUUACCACUACUCCCGAAGCUGAGUGCGCAAAAAGCUGCGAUGCCACAGAUAUCUGCUGCACAGCGAAGUGCUACAAGGUGCCAUGCCCCAGCGAUGAUCAGGCAAAUGACACCAACGCCUGUGUCUCUUCCUGCCCUCAAGGCACUGGCUCGCCGGCUGACGCCCAGAAGUACGCCGACUGUGAGCAGUCCUGCUACAGCUCGCACUUCUGGGGUGGCAACGGCAGUGGUACAACUGCAACCCACUCUUCCGCCACCUCCACUGGUACUGGCAACACUGCUACACAGACCAGCUCCGACUCGUCAAACUCUGAUUCCAAGUCCUCCGGUAACAAUGACAGCAAUGAUAACAACGGCAACGAUGACUCUUCCUCCUCGGGAACUGCUACUAGUUCUUCGGGCUUCUCCCAGCAGACCACCAACGCCGCCCCCAAUUUUAAGCUUGGUGCCUCUGCUGCUGGCCUCUUUGGUCUCAUUAUUGCUGCCUUUGCUCUGUGA